UUGUCUCGGAAUAAUUCAUGAAGGCGCGACCGCACGUCAUCGCACCGCGACGCGCCACGACGCGUCAUCGCCCAGCGACGGAGUUGUCCGUGUUGUAAACACUCGGAAGGAGCUGGAGACCGACGAGCAUGGAUGAUCUCCUGAAGGUACACAGAGGUGGCGGCUAUGACUCUGACUUCAGUGAUGAUGACGCGCAGGGAGAGUCCUCGAACAGAGGCCUCAAAAGGAAAAGCGAGGACGAAAUCUUACAGAAGCCAUUCAAGAAAGGUCGGCACUCCCAGGUGGCUCACCGGAGUUUACACUCUAAUGAGCUGGACAGAGAGGAAGCCAGGAACAGAAGAGCCCACCUGAUAUCAUUGAAUGCUUUUGAGCGACAUAAGAAGUUUGUCGGUGACUACAUACUUUAUUAUGGAGGAAAGAUGGCCGACUUCAAACGCACUGUAGGUAAAGACAAAACAGAUUUGGAUGUGCUGCGUGAGAAUCAUCGCUUCCUGUGGAGGGAUGAGGACGAGGAAGACAUGACAUGGGAAAAAGAACUUGCCAGGAAGUAUUACGACAAACUGUUUAAAGAGUACUGCAUAGCUGAUCUCAGCAGGUACAAGGAAAAUAAGUUUGGAUUCCGUUGGCGGACUGAGAAUGAAGUUGUCUCUGGCAAAGGUCAAUUCCAGUGUGGAAACAAACGCUGCGAGAAGCAAGAAGGCCUAAAAAGCUGGGAGGUGAAUUUUGCCUAUGUGGAACACAGCGAGAAAAGGAAUGCGCUGGUCAAACUCAGACUAUGCCCCGAAUGCUCCUUCAAACUCAACUAUCAUCACAAGAGGAAAGAGGUGAAAGUAAAGACAAAGACUGAAAGGCUAUCGGAGGAGAACCAGGAGCCGUCGCAGAAGAAGACGAGGAAGAAGAGGAAGAGAUCGUCUUCACAUUCCAAGAAGCAGAAACAAAAGGACAAGAGGCACAGAGAUCGCUCCACCUCUUCCAGCAGCUCAGAGGAGUUGGUGAAUUCGGACAAAGACUCUGGAGGUGAGGAUGAGGGCCAAUCGGACGCUGUCCACUGGCGAGGACCCGCCCCUGCCGUGGAGGAAAAGUCGAGGGAGGAGGAGUUCGACGAGUACUUUGAAGACAUGUUUCUUUGACUCUGCUGGAGUCAGCGGCAACCCUGCUGUGACUGCACUCCGCUCCCUCCGCCGCGCUGCUCUGUUCUGUCUUGUGUGCGCGAGUAGUUUUCUUCGACUGGAUGUUUCAAUAUUUGUACAGAAAUAAACAGAAUGUUUACACGG
Scophthalmus maximus (turbot) is the source of this 1274-nucleotide messenger RNA. It is a transcript of the gene fra10ac1, whose product is annotated as FRA10A associated CGG repeat 1. The transcript is spliced from 14 exons. The record is from RefSeq and is a predicted model, not a curated record. Gene Ontology annotation, molecular function: phosphatase activity. Lineage: Eukaryota; Metazoa; Chordata; Actinopteri; Pleuronectiformes; Scophthalmidae. Bases 129 to 1130 code for a protein of 333 amino acids. Gene Ontology annotation, biological process: dephosphorylation.